Loxodonta africana (African savanna elephant) is the source of this 2013-nucleotide messenger RNA. RefSeq names its product transcription factor binding to IGHM enhancer 3 (gene TFE3). The coding region runs from base 150 to 1871 and encodes 573 amino acids. Gene Ontology annotation, biological process: regulation of osteoclast differentiation; positive regulation of DNA-templated transcription; humoral immune response. Gene Ontology annotation, cellular component: nucleus. NCBI's taxonomy places the organism in Eukaryota, Metazoa, Chordata, Mammalia, Proboscidea, Elephantidae. The transcript is spliced from 10 exons. Gene Ontology annotation, molecular function: RNA polymerase II cis-regulatory region sequence-specific DNA binding; protein dimerization activity; DNA-binding transcription factor activity, RNA polymerase II-specific. The record is from RefSeq and is a predicted model, not a curated record.
ACCCGACGCUGCCCGCCUGCGCAGAGCUCGCUCCAAGGCUUAGCGGAGGAGGAGACGGUGGCGAGCAGGGGGAGAGGGACUCUUAUUUUGUUAGGGGGACCGGGCCGAGGCUCGACCGGCCUGGCGGGGCUCGCCCGGUGCCGGGCGUCAUGUCUCAUGCGGCCGAGCCAGCUCUGGACAGCGUAGAGGCCAGCGCAGAGGGCCCUCGAGCCGUGUUCCUGCUGUUGGAGGAGCGCAGGCCGGCCGACUCGGCCCAGCUGCUCAGCCUGAACUCAUUGCUUCCAGAAUCUGGAAUUGUUGCUGACAUCGAAUUAGAAAACGUCCUUGAUCCUGACAACUUCUACGAACUCAAAAGCCAGCCGUUACCCCUACGCUCAAGCCUCCCAAUAUCACUGCAGGCCACGCCAGCUACCCCAGCUACACUCUCUGCAUCGUCUUCUGUAGGGGGCUCCAGGACCCCUGCCAUGUCAUCAUCUUCUUCAUCACGGGUCUUGCUGCGGCAGCAGCUAAUGCGGGCCCAAGCCCAGGAGCAGGAGAGGCGUGAGCGUCGGGAACAGGCUGCAGCUGCUCCCUUCCCCAGCCCUGCACCUGCCUCUCCUGCCAUUUCUGUGGUUGGUGUCUCUGCUGGGGGCCACACAUUGGGCCGUCCCCCCCCUGCUCAGGUGCCCAGGGAGGUACUUAAGGUACAGACUCAUCUGGAGAACCCAACACGCUACCACCUGCAGCAGGCUCGCCGUCAACAGGUGAAACAGUACCUGUCCACUACACUUGGUCCCAAGCUGGCGUCCCAAGCCCUCACCCCACCACCAGGGCCCACUAGUGCCCAGCCACUCCCUGCCCCUGAGACUGUCCAUGCUACCGGCCCUGCAGGCAGUGCUCCCAACAGUCCCAUGGCACUGCUCACCAUUGGAUCCAGCUCAGAGAAGGAGAUUGAUGAUGUCAUUGAUGAGAUCAUCAGCCUGGAGUCCAGUUACAACGAUGAAAUGCUUAGUUAUCUGCCUGGAGGCACUGCAGGGCUGCAGCUCCCCAGCACGCUGCCUGUGUCAGGGAAUCUUCUUGAUGUAUACAGUAGUCAGAGCGUGGCCACACCAACCAUCACUGUCAGCAACUCCUGCCCAGCUGAGCUGCCCAACAUCAAACGGGAGAUCUCUGAGACAGAGGCAAAGGCGCUUUUGAAAGAACGGCAGAAGAAAGACAAUCACAACCUAAUUGAGCGUCGCAGGCGAUUCAACAUUAACGACAGGAUCAAGGAACUGGGCACCCUCAUCCCCAAGUCCAGUGACCCGGAGAUGCGCUGGAACAAGGGCACCAUACUGAAGGCCUCUGUGGAUUAUAUCCGCAAGUUGCAGAAGGAGCAACAGCGCUCCAAAGACCUAGAGAGCCGGCAGCGAUCCUUGGAACAGGCCAACCGUAGCCUGCAGCUCCGAAUUCAGGAACUAGAACUGCAGGCCCAGAUCCAUGGUCUGCCGGUACCGCCCACCCCAGGGCUGCUCUCCCUGGCCACAACUUCGGCCUCUGAUAGCCUCAAGCCAGAGCACCUGGACGUUGAAGAGGAAGGCAGGCCGGGCACAUUUCACGUGGAGGGGGCACGUGCCCCAAAUGCUUCUUAUCAGCAGCCCCCAGCGCCACCAUCUGAUGCCCUUCUGGACCUGCACUUUCCCAGCGACCACCUGGGGGACCUGGGGGACCCCUUCCACCUUGGGCUGGAGGACAUUCUGAUGGAGGAGGAGGAGAGCGUGGUGGGUGGGCUCUCAGGGGGCACCCUGUCCCCACUGCGGGCUGCCUCUGACCCCCUGCUCUCUUCAGUGUCCCCCGCUGUCUCCAAGGCCAGCAGCCGUCGCAGCAGCUUCAGCAUGGAGGAGGAGUCCUGAUCAGGCCUCACCCCUCUCCUGGGGCUUCCCCAUCCAGGAAAGGAGGACAAGGCAGGAUGAAGCCCUGCCUUGUCCCCCACACCCUCAUGAGACUGCCUUGCCCAGGUGUUCUGGGGGAAGAGGAGAUGAGAUCAGGCCCCAC